GAUCCUGCAUUCACUCAGACACACAAAUACAUACCUACACCCUUUGGGCCUAUUUGGGACGAGAUUUUGUUACCAAAUGGCAUCUUUUAAUAGACUUUUCAUUGGUAGUAGUCGUCUUUCAUCAGUUGGGCCUAGAACAUCAUCAUCUCUUUUGAAUUGCUAUUCUUCUCUCCCUAGAACAACAUUAAUUACGACCAUCGAUAUGAAGUCCAAAUUCCAGCAAGUUUAUGAUACUCUGAAAUAUGAGCUACUUCAUGAUCCGUCAUUUGUAUUUGAUGACGAUUCUCGUCAAUGGGUUGACAAGAUGAUCGACUACAAUGUGCCAGGAGGAAAGAUGGUUCGAGCCGUUUCUGUUGUCGAUAGCUACUGGUUGCUUAAAGAAGAAGAAGAACUCACAGAUAAUGAAGUUUUUCUUGCUUGUGCUCUUGGUUGGUCCAUUGAAUGGCUUCAAGCAUAUCUUAUUGUCCAUGAUGACAUAAUGGAUGGCUCCUAUACCCGCAGAGGUCAACCCUGUUGGUUCAGACUAUCCGAGAUUGGCAUGAGUGCUGUAAAUGAUGGUGUUAUUCUUCGGAACCAUGUCUUCAAGAUCCUUAAGAGAUAUUUCCAUAAUAAAGUCUAUUAUGUGCAUCUGCUGGACCUCUUCAAUGAGGUGGAAUUUCAAACAGUCUCUGGACAAAUGAUUGAUGCGAUUGCUGCACAUGUUGGAGAGAAAGAUCUCUCAAACUACACCUUAUCUUUUUACCGUCGCAUGGUUGCAUACAAAAGCUCUUAUUACUCAUUUUACCUUCCGGUUGCAUGUGCAUUCCUUAUGUUUGGAGAAAGUUUGGAUGAUCAUAUUCAAAUGAAAGAUAUCCUUGUUGAAAUGGGUAUCUAUUAUCAAGUUCAGAAUGAUUAUCUUGACACUUUCGGUGACCCUAAUGUGUUUGGCAAGACCGGAACAGAUACUGAAGAACGUAAGUGUUCGUGGUUGGUUGUGAAAGCACUGGAACUAGCCAACGAGGAGCAAAAGAAAAUUCUCAACGAAAACUACGGGAUAAAGGAUUCAAGUUGUAUAGCAAAUAUGAAGGAACUAUACCAUACUCUCAACCUUGAGGGUGCCUAUGAAGAGUACGAGAACAAGACUAAUGAGGAGCUAGUCAAAUCAAUUGAAGCUUACCCAAACAAAGUAGUACAGGAAAUACUGAAAUCAUGCUUGACAAAGAUAUAUAGGAAGCAUAAGUAAUUAAUAGCUAGCUAGCUAGUUUCACUUUACUUUAAGGUUGUGUUUUAAAACUUAACUAGGCUCAAUAUAUUGCACGAUUAAUACCCGUACGAUAUACUAAAAUAUUUUUUAUGCUAAUAAUCAUGAAGUGGGCCUGAAAAAAUAUAUCUUUACGAA
Molecule: messenger RNA, 1378 nt
Organism: Erigeron canadensis
Lineage: Eukaryota; Viridiplantae; Streptophyta; Magnoliopsida; Asterales; Asteraceae
Product: farnesyl diphosphate synthase 2-like
Exons: 13
Coding region: 77-1222 (381 amino acids)
Biological process (GO): trans, trans-farnesyl diphosphate biosynthetic process
Cellular component (GO): cytoplasm
Molecular function (GO): dimethylallyltranstransferase activity; (2E,6E)-farnesyl diphosphate synthase activity
Source: RefSeq, a predicted model, not a curated record